AUCACAACAUUGUCGUAAAAGUUAAUUGACGACUUUGACGUUGGUAUAGUGUAUAUUAAUUAUAUAUAUUAUCAUAAAACCUGAUUUGUUUUUUUUUUGAAAAGUGGUGAGAAGAAAAACUAGAAAAGGUGCAAUCGGUUUGUCCACUGUCCAGUAUUGCCAGGGCUGUAUCGAUGAAAAUAGCAUAAUAAUAACAAAAAUUAAAAGAAAAAAAAAAAUCUAUUUUGACAAUAUUCCACCACACAAUCAUCAAACAGUCAAACGUAUUAUUACAACGCACAUAACCACUAAAAUAGCUGUGAUAAAAAUAAAUUAUUAAGCCGGAUAAAAUGGCUGAUAAGACAUUUGAUAUUGAAAAACCACUGUGGGAUUUGUCAACAUUUUAUGGACGAUGGAGACACUUUGCCUGGGUAACAGAUCCAAGAUCUUGUCUUGCCUCUGAUCAAGAGCUUCAUGAUGCUAAAAAAUUAUAUCAUUCUUACAAAAAUGGCCAAACGCCAAUGAAUGAUCAAACGUUACGUGCUAAAAAACUUUACGAGUCGGCAUUUCACCCUGACACUGGUGAACUUCAGAAUGUUUUUGGUAGAAUGUCAUGUCAAGUACCAGGUGGUAUGGCAAUCACCGGAGCAAUGCUUCAAUUUUACAAAACAACUGGAGCAGUAGUAUUUUGGCAAUGGGCAAAUCAAAGUUUUAAUGCACUUGUUAAUUAUACAAAUAGAAAUGCAAAUUGUCCAAUAACAACAAGUCAACUUACUACUGCUUAUGUCAGUGCAACAGCUGCUGCAAUGGUAACAGCUAUAGGAUGCAAAUCACUUUGGAAAAAUCUUUCAAAUCCAUUAAUUGCUAGAUACGUUCCAUUUGCUGCUGUUGCUGCUGCAAAUUGUGUUAAUAUUCCAUUGAUGAGACAAAAUGAAUUAAUUGAAGGUGUUGAUCUUGUUGAUGAAAAUGGCACAAAAUUAACUCAAUCAAAGGUUGCUGCUGCAAAAGGUAUCAGUCAAGUGACUGUAAGUAGAAUAAUAAUGUGUGCACCUGGAAUGUGUAUUCUUCCACCAAUAAUGGCUAAACUUGAAACCUACAAAUUGAUGCAAAGAAUUAAAGUAUUACAUGGACCAAUUCAAGUUAUUUUAUGUGGAUGUUUCUUGACCAUUAUGGUACCAACUGCUUGUGCAAUAUUUCCUCAAAAUUGUUCAAUCGAAACGAGUACCUUGAAAAAAUGGGAACCAGAAAGUUAUGAAAAAUUAAUUGAUAAUUGCAAGGGUGAAGAACCACCCAAGUAUCUUUAUUUCAACAAAGGAUUAUAAUAAUUGAAACUACUUAAAUAUUGAGACAAUAAUUACUUAAAUAAUAGAUAUCUCUUUGGAAUUAUUUUUCAUUAAAAGACUGUCUAGCAAUAAUUUUUAUACACAGCAAUAAGAAUUAGAUGCAUUUCUCUCUUUGUCUCUCUCUGUACAACUUGUUAUUUUUUUAUAAAAAAAAUGUAUAAACAUUAAGUAAUAAUUAAAAUACAUUUUGAAUUGAUAUUAA
Molecule: messenger RNA, 1524 nt
Organism: Aphidius gifuensis
Lineage: Eukaryota; Metazoa; Arthropoda; Insecta; Hymenoptera; Braconidae
Gene: Sfxn2
Product: sideroflexin-2
Exons: 8
Coding region: 330-1301 (323 amino acids)
Biological process (GO): serine import into mitochondrion; monoatomic ion transport
Cellular component (GO): mitochondrial inner membrane
Molecular function (GO): monoatomic ion transmembrane transporter activity
Source: RefSeq, a predicted model, not a curated record